AUGGGAAUAACCUGUCAGAGGGAAGGUUUCCACAGAGGAAAUAAUAGUAUGACCGUGAAGUUUUCUUUCCCUUGCCCUAUAUGUUUCUCCUCUGCAUCAGAUAUCAUGGCUACCAGCAAGAACAACACUGGUGGACAAACCACCCAGAAUUUCCCUGUAUUUUCCUACAAAGAAUUGAAAGCUGCCACCAAUGGAUUCCACUCAUCCAACAAGAUUGGAGAGGGAGGAUUCGGGACUGUUUACAAGGGCCGGCUUGGAGACGGAACUUUUGUGGCAGUCAAAGUGCUAUUGUUUGAGCUUGAAUCAUUGAGGUGAGAGAGAGAAUUUGUAGCUGAAAUAGCUUCACUGUCAGACAUCAAACAUGAAAAUCUUACGACUUGCAACUUAGACCAUAUCUAAG
Molecule: messenger RNA, 400 nt
Organism: Ilex paraguariensis (yerba mate)
Lineage: Eukaryota; Viridiplantae; Streptophyta; Magnoliopsida; Aquifoliales; Aquifoliaceae
Source: the annotation of a GenBank genome assembly